Messenger RNA from Danio rerio (zebrafish), 7594 nucleotides. RefSeq names its product enhancer of mRNA decapping 4 (gene edc4). Gene Ontology annotation, biological process: deadenylation-independent decapping of nuclear-transcribed mRNA. Gene Ontology annotation, cellular component: P-body; nucleus. Lineage: Eukaryota; Metazoa; Chordata; Actinopteri; Cypriniformes; Danionidae. The record is from RefSeq and is marked provisional.
CACAUUAUCAUUAUGGGGUAUUAUGCGCAGAAUUUUGAGAAAAUACAUUAAUCCAUUUUGGAAUAAGGCUGUGACACAAAAAAUGUGGAAUAAGUGAAGCAUUGUGAAUACUUGCCGCACACACUGUAUUUACUUUUUCUUGUUUCAAACCUGUACAGCUUUCUUCACAAUAUCCUCUUUUGUGUUCAUCAGAAAUAAACUCGUAAACAACUUGAGGGUGAGUAAAUAGCGAGUCAAUGUUAAUUUUUGGGUGAACUAUGCCUUUAAUUCUUUAAUUUACACUCUGUUUAGCUGAGGUUUCAAUUUCCUGUAUUUCCCUUCAUAGAAAUGUUCAAAAUGUAAUGGAUGCUGUCUUCAUAAGUUUGUAUGAAUGUAAAUGUCAUUGGGUUUGUAGUGUGGCCAAAGCUGUUAUUACCUUCAGUACUGAGGCUUUUAUUCUGACGUUCAAGAAGGAUCACAAACACAUUAGCCUAAAACAUAACAGAAAUACUAGUUUUCGAGAUCACAAUCUCUUCAUUUUCAAGAUGUUUACACUAAAGGAGCUUUGUUCAUUGCUUGGGACUAGAAAAUCAUAGUCCUAAAACUAUGAAGGCCUUUGUGCCAAGUGAUGUACAGAUAUUUUAAAAAGAUGUCCUCUGCGUCGUAGCUUUUUGCACUGAAAUAUCACAUCUAGAACAUCAGUCACUUUCUCGCAGUAUAUUUUUGCUGGACAAAUUCAUGUGUUGUAAACAUGUUUGCUGGACCCUGGAUAAAGCCACUCUCAAAUGAGGUUUUAGGGGAACAGCAAAAUACUUGAUUUUCCCAAAAAUACAACAGUAAUACGAUGUGAAUAAAGAAACAGACUACUUCAGUUGCCUACAUUUAUGUGGAAAUAAAGGAGAUCAAAGUAAAGUGUGAUGUUAUUGUUAUUUCUUUAGGGUUCUUAUCAUUUUCUUGAUAACCAUUACAAUUAUAUUGUUUAUAACAAUAAUACGUAAGUAAAAAUGUAUAAAUAUCAGUAAUAUUUAAAUCAUAUAGUCUUAAAAAUGCAAUUUAGUAGUGAUGUGGUGCCUUUGAGGUGAUUCUCUCCGGAACUGAAGGAAGUCUGCUUGCGGAGGUGGGGGAAUGAAAUGCAGGGAGCGCUCGGCGGAAGUGGAGGCACGGUUGCAGGCUUUUAUGAGGGGCGAGCUCAGACACAGAAUUAAACUAUUGAGCAUUUGACAGUUUCCAACGAUUUACUCCCCCCUUCCCUACUUUAUGGCUUCCAGUUCCAGCAUGGACAUAGAGGGUGCGACCCAGCACCUUCGGGACAUCCUAAAACUGGAUCGUCCGGGAAAUUCGGCCGAAGCGUCUUUGGUCGAGAGCCAGAGAAAACCAUCUUUCAAUGGAGAGCUGAACGGAGUUCUCGGAUCCGAUCUCAUGGGAGCAGCAAUGGUGGAGCCGACGGUGCACAACUCAGACAAACUUAAUGGACAGGACACACAGACCAUCUGUCUUUCAGGAGAUGACGGGUCCAUUUGUGUCCCAAUCAGAGCGAAUAUUGUGGAAAUUGUGUCCAGCCGUGACUCUAGUAUUGACAGUAAGGCUCGUGGAAGCAACAAGGUUAAAAUUCAGCCAGUGGCCAAAUAUGACUGGGAGCACAAGUACUACUAUGGCAAUUUAAUAGCCGUGUCCAACACGUACUUGGCUUAUGCUAUCAGAGGUGCAAACAAUCAUUCAAUGAUUCGUGUGCUGCACCUGAGCUCUACAGAGCGCUCUCUGCUGAAGGGCUUCACCGGAGCUGUCACAGACCUUGCCUUUGCCCAUCUGGACUCCACCCUGUUGGGAUGUGUGGACGAAGCCGGAAACAUGUUCAUUUGGCAGCUUACAAGUCACAGCAGCAAAAUACAAGACGAAGUGAUUGUUCACAUCCGCAGACCUGAGGACACUCCACUAAACUCUAACCGCAGACUCAUCUGGUGUCCCUUCAUCCCGGAGGACAAUGACGAGAGCCCGGAGGAUGCAUGUCAGACAUUAGCAUUGCUUCAUGAAGACAGAGCUGAGGUUUGGGACCUCGACAUCCUCCGAUCAAAUAACAGCUCAUGGCCUGUGGACGCCACUGAAUUGAAAGAGGGUUUCAUCACCAUUAGAGGGCAUGCAGCUCGCAUUAGUGAGGGAGCUCUGUCCCCUGAUGGUACAGUUUUGGCCACAGCUAGUCAUGAUGGAUAUGUCAAAUUUUGGCAAAUUUACAUUGAAGGACAGGACCAACCCCGAUGCCUGCAUGAAUGGCAGCCGCAUAAUGGACAGCCUCUAUCUUGCCUGCUGUUUUGUGACAACCACAAGAAGCAAGAUCCAGACGUUCCAUUCUGGCGCUUCCUGAUUACUGGAGCUGAUCAGAACCAGGAGCUGAAGAUGUGGUGCACAGUAUCAUGGACCUGCCUACAAACCAUCAGGUUUUCUCCAGAUCCAUUUAACUGCGGUGUGCUACCCAGCCUGAAGGCCAGUUUGGACCUUUCUGCAGAAUUUCUCAUUCUUAGUGAUGUUCAAAGGAAGGUAUUGUAUGUCAUGGAGCUGCUGCAGGAUCAAGAGAAAGGCCGUGCCAGUUUCACUGCAGUCUCAGAGUUUCUGCUCACACACCCUGUGCUCAGCUUUGGUGUUCAGGAUGUUUCUCGCGCUCGCCUGCGCCAUACUGAGGUCCUUCCUCCUGAAGAAGAAAGCGAAAGCAUGACAGCAGAAGGAAACCAGGGAACCUCUGAGUCCAGAUCAGGAAUUCAGAUUAAACUCUACUGUGUGCAUACAAAAUCACUACAGGAUGUGCAGAUCUGGUUUCAGCCCAAUCAGGGGGACUCCUCUUCACUCUUCAUGCCUCAGUCUGGAUCACAGGAUGGGUUCAGUUUUUCUGACCCGCUGGCUGAUCUGAAUGUGGAGGCAAUGAGCUCUGACAAGGAGUCUGGCGAUAGUGGUUCACAAAAUGACCUGAGUAAGAUUCUGCCUCUUCCAAGUCCCGCUGACUUCAUGAGUCCAGCCCCAUCAGCCUUGCCCAAACUCAUGACCCCGGAUGCCUUCAUGACACCCAGCGCCUCUAUGCCCGCUUCUCCUGGCAGCAGUGCUAGCAGUCUGACCAUUGUCACGGCCAUGAGCAGCUCAGACAGCGGUGCAAGAGGUGGAGAUGAUCUGACUCAGAGCCCUAAAAUGUCUGUUGAAUGUGUCAACAGCAGUUUCGCCAAUGCAGGCAGUCCAAGAUCCAACUCCAUCCUCAUCUCAGGCCUUGGGGAAAACAUCCAGGUUUCCCCUCCAAACCCUCCUCUCUCUCUGGAUCUCCAGGCAAUAGAUCCCAUGGUUGUCCCACAGGCGUCUCCAACAAGAGCUCGCUCACCGGAUGUCAUCUCAUCUGCCUCUACUGCAAUGUCCCAGGACAUACCUGAGAUUGCCUCCGAGACGCUGCAGAGGGGACUGUCCGGUGCCAAUGCUGAUUCGGGCCCCAUCCUGCACUCUGACAGCAUGGCAUCAGCCGCAUCAAUUCUCCACCUGCUAUCUCCAAGGGCCCGGAGCAGCGCUGAGCACAGUUUGUUGCCUCUUGAAUUGGGUGCAGCGUCUGUGGAUGGAGAGCAGAGACUCAGUAACACACCAUCCCUGCUGGAGACUGCUCUCUCACAGGAAAACGCCGGAGCAGCCGGAGGAUCCUGUUCUGACAGCAGUGUGAACCACGCAUGGCCUGCUGCUCCUGAUAUCACGCGAGAGACGCGCAACAGCCUGCGAGACAACGGUUUAGGAGACUGCUCUAGGGAGGAAAUAAAAGACAGGCACAUUUCCUCCCCCUACCAUAGACGCACAUAUCACCUGACUCAGAACGACAGUCAAGAUGCAAGUGCAGAGCAGAGUGAUCAUGACGAUGAGGUUGCCAGUCUGGCCUCGUCCUCAGGGAACUGCGGCCCUCGCUCCUCUCACAGACUUCCUGUAAAGGACUGGAAAACAUCACCCCGAAGCUCCCCUAAGCUCAAGCGGAAGAGCAAGAAAGAUGAAGGAGAGUCCUCGCAAUCUAGACAGAUUGAAAGCCAGAUGAGCACAGAGGUGCAGGACGAGCUCCUGCAGAUGCUGCGGAGCCAGCAGAGGGAGAUCGCAGAGCUCCGACAGAAUCAGCUUGAUCUUCUGCAGAGAGUCACUAGCCACAUGGACGCAGUGCAGAGCUCCAUGAUGGCUCACAUCGAGCAUGCCAUGUUAGCUCAGCAAGAACAAGAACAGAGAAGAAUGGAGCGAAUUCUGGUCGAAGGUCAAAGUCGAAACCAACAGCUCCAGGACCAGCUAGUUCAGCAGCUCGUCCAAACUCUGAACAACAGUCUCUGCAACCGGCUUGAGAAAGUUUUGCGUGAAGAAAUGAAGAAAACCGUCCCGCAGACCAUAUCGAAGAGUCUCGAACCUGUGACCGGCCAGAUGAACAGCACCAUUGCUGCCAAGUUAACUGCAGUAGAAGGAGCACUCAAAGAAAACGUCACCAAAGUUGUUAAGUCCAAGAACACUACAGAUGCCAUUGGUCGAGCUGCUGCAGAGGCCAUGCAGGGUCCUAUUCAGGCAGCCUACAAAGAGACCUUCCAGAGCAUUGUCCUGCCUGUGUUUGAGAGAGGCUGUCAGUCCAUGUUUCAGCAGAUCAAUGACAGCUUCAAACAGGGAACCAACGAAUACAUCCAGCAGUUGGAGACGCACAUCAAAAACAGGAAACAAAGAGACCAGGAUACACGGGAUCCUGUCAUUGGCCAGUUACAGCAGAUGAUUGACAGUCUUCAGAGUUCACAAGACCAGCUGGCGUCUACUGUGACGGCCAGCGUUAGCUCUGACGUCCAGCAUCAGCUCCACAUGAUUGUCGGAAAUCUGCAGGACUCAAUCCUGACGCAGGUGCAGCGUAUAGUGAAGGGAGAGGUGAGUUUGGCUAUGAAGGAGCAGCAGGCCGCCGUCACCUCCAGUAUCAUGCAGGCCAUGCGCUCGGCCGCAGGAACACCCGUCCCAUCCGCACAUCUGGACUACCAGGCCCAGCAGGCCAGCAUAUUACAGCUACUACAGCAGGGCCAGCUUAACGAGGCCUUCCAGCAGGCUUUAUCCGCAGCAGACCUGAAUCUGGUCCUGUACGUGUGCGAGACCAUCGACUCCCAACAAGUGUUCGGCCAGCAGCCCUGUCCACUCCACCAGGCCGUCCUUCUGUCCCUCAUCCAGCAGCUCUCCACCAACCUGAGCACGCGCACAGAACUCAAGAUCAGCUAUCUCGAAGAUGCUGUGAUGAACCUUGACCACGGAGAUCCCGUCACCCGAGACCACAUGUCCGCAGUGCUGACCCAGGUACGACAGAAGCUCUUCCUGUUCCUGCAGCAGGACGCCCACAGCCCUAUGAGCAAGCGUGCACGGCGCCUCAUGAUGAUGCUGCAGGGCCUGGUCAACCACUAGAGCUCUUCACAACCUCUCAGUCUCACUGAUGGAUAUCAUGACCUCAUGCCAUCCUGCUCUCCGCUUUGCUUUUUCUGUGCUCUGCAGCUUAUUUGCUCUCCUAAGAAGUUCUGUUGGGAGUCGUAGUCCAGACUUGAACUACAGAUAUAUUGACGUGUUUGGACUACAUCUCGCCAUUCUUCCCUCUUUCCUUUUCUUAGCUUAUGGUUUCAUGUGGAAUAAAUCCUCAGUUUGUAUGCAUCAGCGCACAAAACGAGACAUGGGCUACUUCAGUUAUUUUCAUUAUGCAUCGAAUGCCGGGAGACCAUGAAGACUGUUGUUGGCUUUCAUCCUUGAAACAUCACGAACAAGACUGGAAAGCUUGAAAGAACUAAACACUUGUGAAUGGGAUGGUUUCCUGGCGCUGCUUUAUUCUCUUCUAUUUCUUGUGGUGAAAAGCUGCAGACACCGAGAACUGAUCAUCACCUCAUGAACAUUAGCACUGUUGGUUAUUCAUUAAGGUUGUAUGUAGACCACUAAUCCGUAUUUGACUCCUUUGAUUCACUGAAAACAUUUUGGCCAACCUGCUGCUUUCUCGUGUCAGUGGAACAUCAUUGGAACAGAAGGUUCCAGGAUUUUUUUGUUUCUUUUUUUUUUUUGUGUGAACAUUAUCAGGCUACGAAAAGGUCAAAGUUUGAUUUCUACUCCUACAGUUGAACAUCUGGACUACUGAAAAAAUUCAUGCCUCCUUUUUUUCUUCAAUCAAGAAAGCCCUGUAAAAUAUGUAAGAAGGCUUAUUAUAUUACCCGAGAAUGCUAACAAUAUAGUUAUGUAGAAUUUCUUCAAAAGGAGUUUGGUAACUUGCAGUACACCUGUAAGUCUCUAGAGGGCAGGCAUUUGUGUAUCUUCUUUCUAAUUUUAUAUGCAGCUUCUGUGAUUUUUCAGUUCUUCUGCGAAAUUACACUACAGUGAAUGCAGCUAGGCUUAUCGUAAAAAAGGUUUUUCUGUAAAACUGUUUCUUCUCUGUGGUAACCCUGAAAUAGUUUGGAAAGUGUUGUAGAAAGUGGCUGGAAUGUCUUUUUUCUGCUUCGUUCUGCUCAGUUGAUUGUAUUUGAUUUAGACUGAGAUUGCCAACACUUGUUAUUCAUUAAAGAGGGACUAUUUGGUCAUGCCCUCUGAUAGAGGAAGAACAAAAGUGCCUUAUCAGACUAUAUAUUGCGUAUCAGAUACUGGUAAUCGUGUCCUAAGACACUGCAGUGAUCUACGAAAAUUUUCUUUUUCACUAAAACACAGAAUUGAAAUAAGGAAGGGACAGGUUUGUUACCGAAACAUUUUCUUUAAAAGUGCUGUAUUCUGUGAUCAGAGUUAUUUUUUUCGGCCAUUUAUUCCUUAAAAGUUUCAUGUUAAUGUGAUGAGGAAGUGCCGGCCCCAGUGAUUGUGUUUGUGUUAACACAUUAUUCGUUCCCUUGCCAUCUUUAUUUUUAGAGCUGUGCAUAUUAUAUCCAUUGCCAUUUGCUGCAGUCAGUGUGGCUCAUUAGGACAUUUAUACAGGGUGCGGGCAAUGUGUCCUCUUUUGCUUUAUUCUUGUAUGUUUAAAAAUGCUCUGUUACAGACAUGAGCCUGCUGUGCAGUUGAGGGUAAAUUUGAGGCGCUAAUUAGGAUAUAUUAAACUCAGCAUGCUUGCAUGCUACUGGUGAGAGCCGUGUAUUCAAAUAUGGAGGUACCUGUUUUUAUCAAUUUAACACCCCAUUUUUCUUUAAGCUCUGUAAACCUGGGUUAAUCCUGUUUUCAUUUUUCUUUCUCAAAUAGUAUAGUGUCCAGCCGAGAUGACCCGUGAUCGGAUAGAUUGUCUGAUUCAUUUUUAUGUUUUCAGGUUGAAACGUUUCAGAAAAAAAGCGUCUUGUCAGUUUUAAGGUUUCAUUGCAGUGCAAGAUAAAUUGGUUUCGAUGCUGUUUUAGACACGUCUGAUGAUGUUGGGGUUACUAUACUAAUACGCAAUGCCUUCAGUGUUUGAGGCUUAAAUACGAACCUUUUUUUCCCCCUUCUCUUCAAGAGAUUUACAUUGCAGGUUGUGUAUGAACGUUUAAUUGUUUGUUUGUUUUUUCAUUUGUGUUUUGAUUUUUGUUCCUUGUGUUUGCAAUUCUGUUGUACAUUUUACACUUGUUUCUUUCAUCCUAGACAUUUUGGAAUAAAAAAAGGAAAACAUUGUUCAAUGUUCAGUUAA